Ramularia collo-cygni is the source of this 1317-nucleotide messenger RNA. RefSeq names its product related to malic acid transport protein. Gene Ontology annotation, cellular component: plasma membrane. The record is from RefSeq and is a predicted model, not a curated record. The transcript has 4 exons. Gene Ontology annotation, molecular function: sulfite transmembrane transporter activity. Bases 1 to 1317 code for a protein of 438 amino acids. Lineage: Eukaryota; Fungi; Ascomycota; Dothideomycetes; Mycosphaerellales; Mycosphaerellaceae. Gene Ontology annotation, biological process: sulfite transmembrane transport; transmembrane transport.
AUGGAUCCAGCGGCAUCGGGGUAUAACUGCCAUGAGAAGGCAAAGCGAGCGGACAGCGCCGACAUCCUCACGCCCUCCGCCUCGCCAACGACAGCACCAGCAUGCAGAGCUCAACCAGCACAGCCAAUUUGCAAGAACCAGCGCGGCUGGCGUCGAAUCGUCCGCAAUUUCACCCCAUCCUGGUUUUCCGUGAUCAUGGGCACUGGCAUCGUGUCCAUCCUUCUACACAACCUGCCCUAUAACGGCGCAUGGAUUUACUGGAAAUCCGUCGCCAUAUUCUGCCUAAAUGUCGUGCUGUUCGUCCUCUUCCUCGCGAUUUCAAUCCUGCGAUACGCUCUCUGGCCCGAGAUUUGGGGAAAGAUGAUACGCCAUCCUGCGCAGUCGCUGUUCAUGGGGACCUUUCCAAUGGGGCUGGCGACGAUUGUGAAUAUGGUUGUAUUUGUCUGCGUGCCCGCUUGGGGGGAGUGGGCAACGACUUUCGCAUGGGUCUUGUGGAUCAUCGAUGCUGUCAUUUCGAUCAGCAUUUGCAUGUUCCUCCCUUUUGCGAUCAUGUACUUCCAUCAAGGUACAGCACUCAACACCAUGACGGCCGUUUGGCUCCUUCCGAUAGUAUCGACCAUUGUCGCCGCGGCGUCGGGUGGCAUUGUGGCAGAGGUACUUCCAAACCCACAACACGCCCUUUGGACCAUGGUAGCGUCGUACAUCCUUUGGGGCACCGGAGUACCUCUUGCCAUGUCGGUGUUGGUGAUCUAUUUCCAGCGCCUCACAAUCCACAAGCUGCCACCACCGGAAGUCAUUGUGUCUUGUUUCCUGCCUCUGGGUCCACUGGGUCAAGGAGCUUUCGGAAUAAUGCAGCUUGGAAAAGUUGCCAGAAAGAUUCUGCCUGUUACGCACACUCUAGAAGUUGCCGCUGCAGGAGAUGUUUUAUACACUCUGGGCUGGGUUGUCGCCUUGAUAAUGUGGGGUUAUGGGUUGGUGUGGAUGUUCUUCGMCUUGUCCAGCAUUACGCGAUCCAAGUUUCCGUUCAACAUGGGCUGGUGGGGGUUUACUUUCCCUCUGGGCGUCUACACCGUGGCGACAACGACCUUUGGCAAAGAAAUGCCGUCGCGCUUCUUCAACGUGCUGGGAACGAUAUUUUCUGUUGUGGUGACGAUCAUGUGGAUCUCUAUAGCACUGCUCACCAUUCGCGAAGCAAGCUCUGGUAAGCUCUUCGUCGCGCCCUGUCUGAGCGAAACGGCGAAGCAAGCGAAGCAAGUGCCAGCUGAUGUAGAAGCUGGGGGACUCAACGGUGCAGCAGCAAAGAACACAGCGAAAUAG